AGAUUCGGUCAUUAAUGCCGCGAAGGAUAAAAGUUGCAGAGAGUGGAAAGCAAUCUUCGAAGUAUCCUGUUCUGUCUUGGAUUUUCUGUAUUUCAACUUGAAACCGAUUCGGCUGCUGCACUCAAGCUAGGGUUUCAUAUCGGCUACCGAGAUACCGGCGCUAGGGCAUCCCUUUGUAUGCUGUUUUAGGGCAACAAUGGCGUCUGCGUUACCGGGGCCAGUUAGCGCGGUUCAGGUUGGUUCUUACUUUUUGGGGCAGUACUAUCAUUUUCUGCAGCGAAAUCCGAAUCUGGCUCACCAGUUCUAUACAGAAGCAAGCACGAUGAUACGGUAUGAUGGAGUCACGAAUGAGAGUGCUUCUGGGAUGGCGGAAAUUCAUAAUCUGAUUAUCAGUCUGAAUUUCACUGAGAUUGAAGUCAAAACUGCUAAUUCGCUAGAAUCUUUGGAUGGAGGAGUUUUGGUGAUGGUGACAGGUCUCGUGCAAGUAAAAGAUUUUAUUUGCAGGAGGAAGUUUGUUGAGACCUUCUUUCUUGCUCCGCAAGAUAAGGGAUAUUUUGUUCUGAAUGAUAUUUUUCUCCUCCUUGAGGAGGAACAAGUUCUGCCGCACUCAGUAGCAACGUUAUCGCAUGAUGAUUAUGAUACAAAUUUAGAUACAUUGAAUCCUAUGGAAGAGCCUGUGCCCAGCUACACGCUUGAGGAAGAUAUUCCUACGGAUUAUUUGAUCUCUUCGUCUCUGCCUGAUGAAAAUAAUACGCUUGACAAUUUCGGUGUUUCUGGAGAGCCAAAUCAGGCCCCAGAUCCUGAAGAAAUAGUUGAUGAAACUCCUGCAGAACUGCCUACUAGUUCAUUCUCAAGUGUGCCAAAAGCUGCACAGGACCCACCUGCUCCUGUACAGGAGCCUGUUGGGGAGCCACCAAAGCAUACGUAUGCAUCCAUUUUGCGAACUUCAAAAGCUCAAGCUGCACCACAUUUAACUUCUAUGAACAAGACGGGUCCUGUUAUGGCAGAGUGGCAUCAUGCACCACAGGCAACUCAGCAACAGGUUCAACCCAUUGUCCCUUAUGUGCCAGAUAAGUCCAGCUCUGAGGCGAUGGAUGAAGUAUCUACUUUCGAAGAUGAAGGUGAUUCAAAAUCUGUUUAUGUUGGAAACCUUCCAUCAAGUAUUUCAGCAUCUGACCUUGAGCAAGAGUUCAGUAACUUUGGUAGAAUAAAGCCUGAUGGUGUUACUAUCAGGAGUCGCAAGGAGGCUGGUUUUUUCUAUGCAUUUAUCGAAUUUGAAGAUGCUUUUGGCGUUCAGAAUGCCUUGAAGGCUUCUCCGGUUCAGUUGCAUGGGAGGUUGAUUCAUGUGGAGGGUAGGAGGCCUAACAGCGGCGCAUCUCGAGGAGGAAGAAGGGGCAGAGGAAGGGGAGGCCAUAUUUCAGAGGCCUCAAGAGGUCGGUUUGGUGGCCGGUCUUUUGACAAUGACAGGCCAAAGGGCAACGGUUAUCUCCAGCGAGCGCCACGCCAUGAUAAUAGGGGAAUACAAGAGAGAUGAAUGGAACGGCUUUAGCUUGACAUAUUUCAAUAACACUAUAUGUUGUACUUUCUUUCACUUCACUGUUACAUCUUCCUACGCCAAGUUCUGGGUGGGCUGUGUAAGUUUUGUUUUCUCUUCAGUAGUGUUGUAGGCAUCCUCAUCAUCAUAUUAUUGAAAUUAUCCUAAUUAUUUAUGCUUGUUAUUUGCGUGUUCUUCAUAACCUUAAACAAUAUUGGGAGUUUAUAAAGAUCCAAUGCUCUAUGUUUUUUUUUU
Dendrobium catenatum is the source of this 1789-nucleotide messenger RNA. RefSeq names its product putative G3BP-like protein. Gene Ontology annotation, molecular function: mRNA binding. Bases 197 to 1534 code for a protein of 445 amino acids. The transcript is spliced from 9 exons. The record is from RefSeq and is a predicted model, not a curated record. Gene Ontology annotation, cellular component: cytosol; ribonucleoprotein complex. NCBI's taxonomy places the organism in Eukaryota, Viridiplantae, Streptophyta, Magnoliopsida, Asparagales, Orchidaceae.